AUGGUUGUCGAAGAUUUAGAUGACAAAGUCGUUUUGACAGUAGGAAAUACAGGUAACUCUGUGACUAUUUUGAAAUUUGGGGCAACCGUCAUAUCAUGGAAGGUGGAAGGAAAUGAAAAGCUUUGGUUGAGUGAGGGUGCUAAGCUCGACGGGUCUAGAGCUGUGAGAGGUGGUAUACCGUUGGUUUUCCCUAUCUUUGGGAAACAAAAGGAUACACGUCAUCCUACUGCAAAUCUUCCACAGCAUGGGUUUGCGAGAAAUUCAACUUGGGAUUUUUUGGGUCAGACUUCAGAAAAUCCGCCGACUGUGCAAUUCGGUUUGGGACCAGAAAAUGUGGAUCCAGAGUUGUUGAAGUGCUGGAACGGAGGCAGCUAUGAUUUUACGUUAAUCUUGACGAUUCAGUUAGAAGAGGGAAAGCUCAAAACUGGUAUUGAAGUAGAAAACACUGGAAUAGAAGCGUUCGAAUUUAAUUGGCUAUUCCAUACAUAUUAUAAAGUCCCUGAUGUCACAGAUACUCUUGUUAAUAACCUAGUAGAUCAGCAAUGCUACGAUCAAUUACUUGCUGAGAGUUAUGUCGAGAAAUCACCAAUUGUUGGUUUCACAGAAGAAUUUGACAGGAUUUAUAAAAAAGUUGAUACCUCAAAAAUCUUUCAAAUCAUUGAAUUCGGUAAAGUUUUAACAAAUAUUGAGAGAUUUAAUUUGCCAGAUACAGUUGUUUGGAAUCCCUGGAUUGAGAAAUCUGAAGGGAUGGCUGAUUUUCUUCCUAAAGAUGGCUACCUACAAAUGUUAUGUAUUGAACCAGGACAUGUAUCAGAUUUUGUAAAACUUGCUGCGGGUAAAAAGUGGAGUGCAUCUCAAAAUAUUUCUGUAGGUGGUGAAAUCAAAGUACAAAGUAACAUUUAUUAA
Priceomyces carsonii is the source of this 906-nucleotide messenger RNA. Its product is annotated as glucose-6-phosphate 1-epimerase. Lineage: Eukaryota; Fungi; Ascomycota; Pichiomycetes; Serinales; Debaryomycetaceae. Bases 1 to 906 code for a protein of 301 amino acids. Gene Ontology annotation, biological process: carbohydrate metabolic process. Gene Ontology annotation, molecular function: carbohydrate binding; glucose-6-phosphate 1-epimerase activity. Gene Ontology annotation, cellular component: cytoplasm. The record is from RefSeq and is a predicted model, not a curated record. The transcript has a single exon.